GCCCAUCUCACUCAUCCUCCAGCGACCAGGCCACGAGCCAGUCGCCGAGCGCAUCCUAGGCUUUCUCGGCGACGACUGGCGAAGCAUACUCGCCGCGGGCAGCACCUGCAGGCAGCUCAAUGAUGUCGUCACUCACAGCCCCCGACUGCAGGGAGUCCUUCGCCGCGGGUAGUAUCAGCAUCGCGGGCGCGCUUCACCUGCUCCAGCAACCAAUGCGGCGAUUGGGCGCAUGAUCGACAUUGAGCGCAGGUGGGACGCGCUCGAGCCGAAACGCGUACACGUCAUCACGGAGGAGCUCGAUGAUGACCCCUACGAGUACGGCAAGUUUGCCGUCAGCGAUGGGGUCCUUGUCGUCCAGCAGUCGCGAGGUUGGAGCGUCUACGACCUGAGCAACACGCGCGAUGUAGAGCCCGGCGCCCUGCAGCCAGUCCACCGGGUCGACCUCGAGUUCACCGUUGACCACAUCGCCGUCUCCCGGGCACACAACCUUCUAGCCGCACUAGAGGUUGACCGAGGGACGGAGCCGCCGAGGAUAUGGGAGACCGACGAGAGUGGUAACUACCACUCUCGUCAUCUCUGCUACACCCGCGUCCACAGAGUCCACCUGUUUGAGCUCUUCACGCAGGGUCGCGAUCACCCUCAAGCCUUGAAGCCGGUCAUCGACAUCAAGGCCAUGGUCCAUGACCACGAAAUCUACCGCCAUCGUCAGGUUUCGGGCAUUGGCCUUGGUAACCACAUCACGAUCGCAGGUGACAAUAUUAUGAUAGCGUGCGAGAGACAUGGCCCCAGCCCGCAGUUGAUCAACUGGCGAACGGGCGCAGUUGUCAUGCAGCCGAGCAGUGAGCCCAAAGGCAUGCGGACCGAGCGCUACCUCGCUGUUGCCGAUGAUACCGUCCUGGCGUGCGGUAGCACGUUCGCUGACUACGACAGCACCAUCGACACUCAUGGCCCUUGGAACUCUGGCCUUGCGUUCUUGGGACUUGAGGGCGCCGAGCUCACCUUCGAAGGCACCCCUAUCAUGGAGCGACAGCGAUGGAUCAACCUGUUCGGCGAGGGGUAGAGCUUCACGAGGAAAUCAAGGUCGCAGCAAAGGUGCAGGGGAUACGUGAUACAUCCCGCGACGAGGUGAUUGCAGACGACGACCUGGUGGAUGGGCAGAUCACACCCCGCUACAACCCCAUCGGGAACGAGGACGCAUCACUCGCUGUCAUUGACGUUGGACUUUGGCGGGGCGACCUCGCCAACUUUGACUCUCGACUCGUUGCCAAGCUGGAAAGACUGCGCGCCGUUCUCGGGCCGCGAGGGGAAGACGUCGACCUACACAAUGACUGCCAGGGAUUGGUAGACUGGCGCACGGUCGAGCACGCACUGGAUGUCAUGCCCCCGUGUGUGUCAGGCUACCGUGUGGCUCAAGUCGACAGCUGAAUCCCGCCCGGCCACAACGUCAACUGGGACAGUAUCCGUCUGCCACUCCAAGCUCGAGUACGGGUCUCAAACUACGCCCCGCGGGAUGUGCAUCCUGGGUCUUUGGGGUCGCGCUUCGCGCAGGCCGCCGAGAUUGCCGCUCAGUUGGAAGCCGCCGAGGGCAUACCUGAAUUCAUGCGGUGGCUGGGACCGUCGCGUGAAGGCGACCACUUGUCCGACUGCGACGGCCAGUGGCCCACGAGUCCCACACAUGUCCGCCGAGACAAGCCGCCGCUCGUGCUCCCCCGGACUGAUACCGAGCGCAAUGUCGACUUCGCACGCCCCGUAGCCCACGCCAAGUCGGACACUGAGCAUUUGUACAUACGAUUCGACGACGCAGAUUCUGGAC
This is a messenger RNA of Vanrija pseudolonga, 1813 nucleotides long. RefSeq lists its product as uncharacterized. The transcript is spliced from 3 exons. Lineage: Eukaryota; Fungi; Basidiomycota; Tremellomycetes; Trichosporonales; Trichosporonaceae. The record is from RefSeq and is a predicted model, not a curated record. The coding region runs from base 230 to 1060 and encodes 276 amino acids.